Messenger RNA from Brachypodium distachyon (stiff brome), 2089 nucleotides. RefSeq names its product probable carboxylesterase 12. The record is from RefSeq and is a predicted model, not a curated record. The coding region runs from base 784 to 1896 and encodes 370 amino acids. Lineage: Eukaryota; Viridiplantae; Streptophyta; Magnoliopsida; Poales; Poaceae. Gene Ontology annotation, molecular function: hydrolase activity. The transcript has a single exon.
CAUGCUUGCAAAACCAUAAUCAUAGAUGACAUUUAUAUCGUGACAAAAAAUUAUUCAUUGAACUGGCUUGAAAACCUGGCUAAGCACUUCAUCCGUUCCAUAUAAGUGUCACAAUAUGUAUCUAGACUUGUUUUACAUGCGACAAAGUUGACACUGGCACGGAUAGAGUAUGGGAGUAUAUCACUGUGAACUAGUGCUCGUAAUAACAUGUCGGACUCCAUGAGAUGCAAAAGUUAACAUGACAUGGUAUAAACUGGUGUUUUGCCGCGCAUUAGUUUAAUCUUGGAUCACACGAAAUCUGGCAUCCACGUAACUCAUCAGCUUACCAACCCAAUCUUGUUUCUUUUGGUGCUGUGUCAGCAUAAAUCAGCACAAACAGCCACGGAGACCGCCCGAACAACAAACACGUGCUCUCUCAGCCGGCUUCCUGUGCUUCCGUCCACGCUUUGCUAAUUGCUUACUUGACCUGUUCCCCGUCCUCUUCAGUUAUGAUCCUGUUCUUGGUGGGUGGUGCCAAGAUGGAAGCUGCUUGACGUUUGUGUCGAUGCGGGAACGGAAGGUAGCCGCGAGACAACAAAACCAGCUUUUGCUCGGCGCGCGAGAGGCCGCGCCGCGCAUCUCCCCCACCUCUCCGCCCAACAACGGCAAGGUCCGGGCUUCUGCGACUCCACCCACACACACACACACCCCCACGCGAUCCCCGCUGCCUGCUUCACUGCUUGAGCAAAACAAUAUUAAAACAUCUCAGAUCUCCCCCACGUUGCGCAAGCCAGCCCCGUUGAAAUGGUCAAGGGAGGUCUGCUUCUGCUCAAUUUGUCCUGCACCGCGCUCCAGAUCACAGGCUCGACUCCAGACACAAGUUCAGCUUCAACACCCAGCUGCACGCCCGCCGGGAAAAUGGCUUCCAGCGACGCCGGCGCCGCCGGCGCGUGCGAGGCCGUGAAAAUCGAGCUCCUCCCCUUCAUCCGCGUCUACAGGAGCGGCCGCGUCGAGCGCCUGCUGGGCACGGCCACCGUGCCCGCGUCCCUCGACGCCGCCACGGGCGUGGCCUCCAGGGACGUCGCCAUCGACCCCGCCACGGGCGUCUCCGUCCGCCUCUACCUCCCGCCUGCGGCUACCAGCAGCGGCCGCGGCGGCAAUAACAAGCUGCCCGUCCUCGUGUACUUCCACGGCGGCGGCUUCAUGGUCGAGUCGGCCGCGUCCCCGACGUACCACCGCUACCUCAACGCGCUCGCCUCCCGUGCGGGCGUCCUCGCCGUGUCCGUCGAGUACCGCCGCGCGCCCGAGCACCCGCUCCCCGCCGCCUACGACGACUCGUGGGCGGCGCUCGCGUGGGCGGUCGCCGGCUGCGAGUCCUAUUCCUCCAAUCCAUGGCUCUCGGCGCACGGGGACAAGUCCCGCGUGUUCCUGGCCGGCGACAGCGCGGGCGCCAACAUCGCGCACAACGUCGCCGCGCGCGUCGCCGCCCAGGGCCUCCCAACGCCGGGCGCGGCAGCCAUCGUCGGCGUGCUGCUGGUGCACCCGUACUUCUGGGACGCGUCCAACGCCAUGGGGCCGGAGCUGGAGACGAGGAUCCGCGGCGAGUGGCGGUUCACGUGGGCGCGACCGGAGGCCCAGGUGGACGACCCGAGGCUGUGCCCGACGUGUGCGCCCGGGGCAGCGCCGAGGCUCGCGGCGCUGCCGUGCGAGAGGGUGAUGGUGGCCGUGGCCGGGGAGGACUUCCUGGCGGCGAAAGGGCGGGCGUACUACGCGGCGCUGCUGGCGAGCGGGUGGCGCGGGGAGGCCGAGCUGGUCGACACGCCGGGGCAAGGCCACGUGUUCCAUCUCCUGCGCCCGUGGACGGAGGCGGCCGCGGAGAUGUUGGACCGCGUCGCGGCUUUCAUCGAUCGUGCUUGACUUUUCGCUUGCUCCCCCUUUCAACUUUGUGCCUUGUGAGUGUGAAAUCGCGAGUAAUAAUUGAGCACUUUACUUAAGUUAGUCAAGUCUGCAGAUCGCUGCUCCGUCUGUUCCUAAUCAAUUGACGUCACGUUUAAUUGAAGAUGUGAACCGCAGGUUUAUUCCUUAAAUUUACAAGAGUUUCUUUGCAAAA